Saxophila tyrrhenica is the source of this 3135-nucleotide messenger RNA. RefSeq lists its product as uncharacterized. The coding region runs from base 1 to 3135 and encodes 1044 amino acids. NCBI's taxonomy places the organism in Eukaryota, Fungi, Ascomycota, Dothideomycetes, Mycosphaerellales, Extremaceae. Gene Ontology annotation, molecular function: calcium channel activity; calcium ion binding. Gene Ontology annotation, biological process: intracellular calcium ion homeostasis; calcium ion transmembrane transport. The record is from RefSeq and is a predicted model, not a curated record. Gene Ontology annotation, cellular component: membrane. The transcript has a single exon.
AUGUCGACACCGAUCAACGAGAAGGACGAGCCAAUAUACAGCCCGCCCUCGCAUACCGCGGCCUUCGGACGUGCCAGUCUAGAGGGCCGUCCAAGUCAAGAUCAAGGACGGUCGUUACCUUCCUACAAUGUCAACAAUCACCGGAACCAAAGCCGUGACAAGUCUUCGGAUGAGGAGGGGACUGUCGUUGGGGAGGCGGAACACAUACAUUACGGGCCGAAUGAGAACGAGAAUGUAGCACCGCAGCGUGCCCGUGCGAACAGUCACUUGACCGUCCGAACGGAGUACGAUGGCGAGGGCCUGCGUAGCAUAAAUUCCGCCGCCUCUCCGUCGCAGACGCGCGAGCAGGCUUCUCGGCUGGACGAUGACCUGGAGAUGCUCAAGAUUGAAAGGCAGGUCUCACAGUUGAACGAGUCAGAAACAUUGUCCCAACAAAAGAGCCGCGAGGGCGACAUGUAUCGGUCAAAAUCACGGAAGAGAGACGAGCAUGUGGACGAAUUCGACAUUGCAACGAAUCCCGUGCACGAACAGACACAGGUCUAUAAGCCCGUUGAGCACCCGAGCUCGAGAUUCGGCAAGCUUGUCAAACGCAUCCACGGCAGCAACUGGCUCAUCCGAUGGUUCACCUAUAUUACACCGCUCACCUUGAUCCUGCUCAUCCCGCUCCUGUUAGGCGCGCUUUUGUUCAAGAACUCGGUGGUCGGUGGUGUUUAUCUGGCAUGGUUCAUGAUCUGGCUGGAAAUUGUCUGGCUGUCACUCUGGGCUGGACGCAUCCUUGCAAAGUGUCUACCUUGGCCAAUAGGACUGAUUUCCAGCCUUUUCACCAAUAACAGCAAGAAAUGGCGAGAUAUGGGCAAGCAAUUGGAAUUGCCGGCAACACUCUUCUUCUGGUGGUUGGCCAUUGAAGUCUCUUUCCUGCCGACAAUGCUCCACCACCAGCGCGAUUAUGGGUCUGGCCAUACACAGGACUGGAUGGGUACAAUGAACAAAGUGCUGGUCUCGAUCUUUGUCGCUGCCGUCCUCAACUUCGUCGAGAAAAUCCUCAUCCAGCUCAUCGCCAUCUCCUUCCACCUGCGGACAUACGCCGAUCGAAUCGAGCUCAAUAAGUUCCAGAUUGGCUCCCUCACCAAGCUCUACCAGUUUUCAAGGGACAAGAUUGCAAUGGAAGACUCUGAAUUCGAGAUACCAUCUGGUGAUCAACCCGGUUCCGGUGCAAUUACACCCGGUCAAAUUGUUACUGGUGCGGCCAAACAAACGAAAGCAGCUUUCAACAGAUUCGGAGAUGUGGCUGGGAAGGUAGCCGGCGACUUCACCGGGAAGCAGACGAUGAAGAGCACUCACCCACAUCAAGUCGUACUCACGCUGCUGCACUCGACUACCGGCGCGCAGACUCUGGCAAGGCGACUGUACCGCACUUUCGCCCGCGAAGAGACGGAAACUGUUGUAUCCGAUGACCUGCGUAAUGCCUUCGAGAACAACGACGAGGCUGAUGCGGCGUUCAGCAUGUUCGACAAAGACAUGAACGGCGACAUCAGCAUGGAGGAACUCGAGGCCGUCUGUGUCGAGAUUGGACGAGAGCGAAAGUCGAUCACGGCCAGUUUGAAGGAUCUGGACUCCGUGGUUGCCAAGCUGGACGAUGUCUUCAUGUUCAUCGUUUUCGUCAUCACGGUCCUGGUCUUCAUCUCGCUCAUUUCUACCUCCGCCGCUGGGGUUCUGACGUCCGCUGGAUCGGCCGUGCUUGCCCUCUCUUGGCUGUUCUCAGCUACGGCACAGGAAUUUCUGCAGUCGGUUAUCUUCGUGUUCGUCAAGCAUCCAUUCGACGUCGGUGACCGUGUCUCGGUCUACGGAAACACUGGUGCUGCUGGUAUGGGUGACGACUACUUCGUUAAGGAGAUUGCGUUGCUCUACACCGAGUUCAAGAAGAUGGAAGGACAUAUAGUUCAGGCACCUAACAGCUACCUGAACGGCCUGUUCAUUCUAAAUCAGCGCCGUUCUGGUGGUAUCGCGGAAGCCAUUCCCAUCCAGAUCAAAUUUGGCACGACACUGGAGCAAAUCGACGGCCUCCGCCAGAAGUUACUCGACUUUGUGUUGGCCGAGAAGCGCGAGUACCAGGGCAAGAUUCUCACCGAGCUGCGCGAUGUUCACGAAGUCCACUACUUGACGCUCAACGUCAUCAUGUUCUACAAGUCCAACUGGCAAAACGAAGGCCUACGUGUUGCGCGCCGUAACAAGUUCAUCUGCGCCCUCAUGGUCAGCAUGCAAGAGCUUGGCAUCGAAGGCCCACGUAUGCGGUACCCGGGACAGAAGCAGUCGUUCCCUGUGUAUCUGCAGAACGUUCCGCACGUCAAGAUGCCAGGUGCUGGUCACAGUGGUCACCCUGAUGAGCCGAACGGGACUGUUCACGACGAAACGCAUGAUGAGCCCCAGGAUCCACCUUUCGUGUCACCGCUCCAGGGUCAGCAAUCAUCAACUGGCCAGGUACCCGCUUCGCGACUCCGAAGCGGUAGCAUCUUGAAGAGCGGCCGUCCGCGCGGAGAGAGCGUCUCUCAAAUGAGCCGCCGUGUGGAUUUCAGUCUUGGCGCACGGGGUGCCGCGAGCGGCGACUUUUCGGGCGACGUAUAUGAGACUCGCGACAGGUCCAACAUCCCAGCCGAAGUCAGAGAGGCAUCUCGCUCACGCGAUCGAGCGAACGAGGAGCUCCGACGAUCAACAGAACGCCAGAGCCACGAGGCUGCACGAGUGACUUCGCGUGACGAGCGACUUGGACCAGGCCAUCUGAACCGCGUGUCGACAGAGGGUGGCAGCCGAUGGCGCACGCACGGCACAAUCCACCGCAACCGCUUCCGCAGGCCUGGGACGAGCGACGAGCAGGGUCUGAUGGAGAGCGGGAUGGCUGAUAUCCCAGAGAACCCUUCGACGGCUGGCAGUCAAUUACCGAGCCGUGACCGGUUGGAUCCACGGACGGGAGUCGUCAGCCCUCGCGCGUGGAGGAUGACUACGGAUGAGAGCAAUGUGCACCCGCCACAGAUCCAGCCGACGGGUGGAAUGCGGGAGGCCGGGGCCGCUGCACCGGAGGGCCACAGGUUUCCUGGGAGGUCACAGACGGAAGACUUUGAGAUGAGGAGGUUUCGCUGA